CAAACGCUGUGAGCGUUGUACGGUGCUGGGCCCGGAGUGAUCACCCCGCUUCAUAAAUCACUUCCUUAUUUUUUUUAAAAGAACAAAUAUAUUUAUAUUUUUAACUAUAGCGUGCAGGAAAGGACCAACCCGCUGUGAGAAAGGGGCAUUUUUAUAAGUAAUGUCGAAUCCCGGAGCUCGACGGAACGGGUCAAGCAUUAAAAUCCGGCUGACAGUGUUGUGUGCAAAAAAUCUGGCCAAGAAGGAUUUCUUCAGAUUACCUGACCCUUUUGCCAAAAUUAUUGUUGAUGGCUCUGGGCAGUGUCACUCGACAGAUACAGUGAAAAACACGCUUGAUCCAAAAUGGAACCAACACUAUGACUUGUACAUUGGAAAAGCAGACUCAAUUACUAUAAGCAUAUGGAAUCACAAGAAAAUACAUAAGAAACAGGGAGCUGGCUUCCUGGGUUGUGUUCGGCUGCUAUCAAAUGCCAUCAGUAGACUAAAGGAUACUGGCUAUCAGCGGUUGGAUCUAUGCAAGCUCAAUCCCACAGACAGCGAUACAAUAAGAGGACAAAUAGUUGUAAGUUUACAAACUCGAGAUCGAAUAGGAACAGGUGGUCCUGUUGUCGAUUGCAGAGGAAUAUUGGAUAAUGAUCUUCCAGAGGGGCCACUUUUUGAGGAUUCUGGACCUGGAAGGCCGCUAAGCUGUAUAAUGGAAGACACAGUACAAUUUACAGACAUGACUGGUGCUGCUGGUGGAGGAAACUGCCAGAUGAUAGAGUCUCCAAACCAGGAUCAGAGACUGCAGACACAGCGAAUCCGAAACUUUGGUGUUCGAGUUCAAAUGCACACGCCACAGAGCCGGCCUCAUGGCCAUCAAUCUCCUGUACUACCAGAGGGAUAUGAGCAGCGAACUACGGUACAGGGACAAAUUUAUUUUCUGCAUACACAGACUGGAGUCAGCACUUGGCAUGAUCCCCGAAUACCAAGAGAUCUUACAAAUUUUAACUAUGAUGAGCUCGGUCCUUUGCCUUCUGGGUGGGAAGUCAGAAGUACAGUGUCAGGAAGAAUAUAUUUUGUAGAUCACAACAAUCGAACUACACAAUUUACAGACCCCAGACUGCACCAUAUAAUGAGCAAUCCAACUCAACUGAAGGAAUCAAAUCAGACGUUGCCAGUGCCAGCUGAGGUACCAGUGGAAGAAGGAGAGGGAGAAUGGUCUGUCCCACGAUGUGAACGAGAUCUGGUACAGAAGUUGAAAGUCCUGAGGCAUGAGCUUGCCUUGCAGCAACCGCAAGCAGGGCACUGCCGUAUUGAAGUCUCCCGGGAUGAAAUCUUUGAGGAAUCAUACCGACAAGUGAUGAAAAUGAGACCAAAGGACUUAAAGAAGCGCUUAAUGGUUAAAUUUAGAAGUGAAGAGGGCCUGGAUUAUGGUGGAGUAGCCAGGGAGUGGUUGUAUUUGCUCUGUCAUGAAAUGUUGAAUCCUUACUAUGGGCUGUUUCAGUAUUCAACUGAUAAUAUCUACACACUACAAAUCAAUCCAGAUUCAGCUGUCAACCCUGAGCACUUGUCCUACUUCCAUUUUGUGGGUCGGAUAAUGGGAUUGGCUGUCUUCCAUGGACACUACAUUAAUGGAGGUUUCACAUUACCAUUCUAUAAGCAGCUGUUAGGAAAACCUAUCCAGUUAUCAGACUUGGAAACUGUGGACCCAGAAUUGCACAAGAGCCUGGUUUGGAUCCUUGAAAAUGAUAUCACGCCUGUACUUGAUCAUACAUUUUGUGUUGAACAUAACUGUUUUGGUCGAAUUAUUCAACAAGAGCUGAAACCAAAUGGCAGAAACGUUCCUGUAACAGAAGAGAAUAAGCGAGAAUAUGUGAGGCUUUACGUGAACUGGAGAUUUAUGAGAGGAAUUGAGGCACAGUUUCUGGCUCUACAGAAGGGAUUUAAUGAGCUUAUUCCACAGCAUCUCCUUAAACCUUUUGAUCAGAAAGAAAUUGAGCUUAUUAUUGGUGGGUUGGGGAAGAUUGACAUAAAGGACUGGAAAGCCAACACACGCCUAAAGCAUUGUACGUCUGACAGCAACAUUGUGAAGUGGUUCUGGCAAACAGUGGAGAUGUUUGAUGAGGAAAGAAGAGCACGACUACUUCAGUUUGUAACUGGUUCUUCCAGGGUACCUCUGCAGGGAUUCAAGGCACUACAAGGUUCUACAGGUGCUGCAGGCCCAAGACUUUUUACCAUCCAUUUGAUUGAUGCCAACACAGAAAACCUUCCCAAAGCACAUACAUGUUUUAAUCGUAUAGACAUCCCUCCUUAUGAGUCUUAUGAAAAGCUUUAUGAAAAAUUGUUGACAGCAGUCGAAGAGACAUGUGGCUUUGCAGUGGAGUGAAGUACAUGAGUGCUUUUGAAGCUGUUAGAAACACUACAGAAAGGAAGUUCUGCGAGCAUCAUGAUGAGCAGCGCACUAUGUAACUGAGAGAACUAACAAUUUACUCACAUGGUUGCUAUAACUUACAAAUGAUAUAAUGACGCUGAUCGCUCAAAACAGAAAGGCAGUAGGAUUUCGAAAAGAGGAAACCAGGAAGCUCACAAUGUGAAGAAGAAACUGAUUCUGUUUGACAGAAAAUGGACCUGUUUCAGUUGUAUCAUACAUUUUUAAGUUGUGUGCUUGAACUUUAUUUCAAAAACUUUGCACAGUAAACAAUGACAGAUCCUUGCACAUUUCACUUCCUUCCUUAUAUUCCUUUAACCAUUCACCCUGCCAUUAGCCUCAAAAUGUGGUCCAAUGGAAACUUUUCAUUCUUCCAAAAGCUGAAACUGGCAUUUAAAAAUACUGGAUGCUAAACUAGAAAUAGUUCUUUUUCUAGCUUGAGUAUUCUUUUUUUAUCAGUCUUUCAGCGCAGACAGUAACUAUACUUGGUGCGUUUUAAUCAAAUCAGAUUAUUUUUAUCUAUAUUUUGUUAAAAGAAUUGGAUUCC
This is a messenger RNA of Pristis pectinata (smalltooth sawfish), 2957 nucleotides long. RefSeq names its product SMAD specific E3 ubiquitin protein ligase 1 (gene smurf1). The coding region runs from base 161 to 2368 and encodes 735 amino acids. Gene Ontology annotation, biological process: negative regulation of BMP signaling pathway; ubiquitin-dependent protein catabolic process. The transcript is spliced from 18 exons. Gene Ontology annotation, molecular function: protein binding; ubiquitin protein ligase activity. The record is from RefSeq and is a predicted model, not a curated record. NCBI's taxonomy places the organism in Eukaryota, Metazoa, Chordata, Chondrichthyes, Rhinopristiformes, Pristidae.